AUGUCUCGUCGAUAUGACACACGCACAACCAUCUUCUCACCCGAGGGCCGACUAUACCAGGUAGAGUAUGCGAUGGAGGCCAUCUCCCACGCGGGUACGUGCAUGGGGGUGCUCUGCAAGGAAGGCAUUGUGCUUGCGGCGGAGAACAAGAACACAUCCAAGCUCUUAGAGGCUUCCAAAAGUAGUGAGAAGAUCUAUAAGAUUAAUGACAGCAUUGCUGUAUGUGUAGCUGGGAUUACAGCCGAUGCCAAUAUUCUGAUAGAGAACUUGCGCUUGACGGCACAGAGAGUCUUUGUGAUUUGA
Sphaeroforma arctica JP610 is the source of this 303-nucleotide messenger RNA. RefSeq lists its product as hypothetical. The transcript is spliced from 2 exons. Lineage: Eukaryota; Ichthyosporea; Ichthyophonida. Gene Ontology annotation, biological process: ubiquitin-dependent protein catabolic process. Gene Ontology annotation, cellular component: nucleus; cytosol; proteasome core complex, alpha-subunit complex. The record is from RefSeq and is a predicted model, not a curated record. The coding region runs from base 1 to 303 and encodes 100 amino acids.